CCCUGAACCCACUGAGUGUUUUACCCCAGUUUGAAGAGAGCGAGAUCGAAGAAGGUUCUAGACAAUUCUUCAUCUUCUGAAGCAAUCGAUCUGAAUCCCAUUUUCAUCUUUUAUCGGAAUUUAUCUAUAUCCAGGCGUUUGGUAAGCCCAACAGUGAGCUCUUGGCGACCAAUUUGCACACAAGUCUCGAACACAAUUGCAGAUUUCAGAAUUGCGACAAAGCUUCCCGGUGGUGGUGCUGAACAGAAGUCCGACCCAUCUCAGGCUUCAGAAUGUCUUCUGGAUCGGAAACCCCUAGCGCCAGCCAGCCCUUACCGGAGCAGAAACCCUUGGAAAAGCGCUCCUGGGCCGACGAGGUUGAUGAAGAAGUUCAAGACGAAGAGCCUUCUGUUUCUUCUGUAGAGAAAUCCUCUUCCUCCAAGGACAAAGCUGUCGAUGACUUAAGUCUGGAGUCUUUGGCCGUCGAUGAGACGAAGAAGGUUAAUAUGUUCCUAGAAGAUCCCGAAGACUCUAGCAUUGAAGCUGUCACAGUAGGGGAGACGCCAUAUACUUCGGCGAAGAUGUUCGAGGACUUGAAUCUAUCGCCGGAAUUGAUCAAGGGUUUAUACGUGGAGAUGAAGUUCACGAGGCCAAGCAAGAUCCAGGCUGUAAGUUUGCCCAUGAUCUUAACUCCUCCUCACAAGCACUUGAUUGCUCAGGCCCACAACGGUUCAGGAAAGACCACCUGUUUUGUGCUCGGGAUGUUGAGCCGUGUCGAUCCAGCCUUCCGUUCUCCUCAGGCCCUCUGUAUUUGCCCAACCAGAGAAUUAGCUAUCCAGAACAUGGAAGUUCUUCAAAAAAUGGGCAAGUAUACUGGAAUUACUUAUGAACUUCUUAUACCACCACCAGCUGAUAGUGCUGGCUAUUUGCCUGUGGCUAAGCGACCAGCUUUGACGGCACAAAUAGCGAUUGGGACACCUGGCACAAUCAAUAACUAUAUUCGGUUGAAAAAAUUGAAUGCGUCGUCAUUGAAGAUUCUUGUUUUUGACGAGGCUGAUCAUAUGUUAGCUGAGAGAGGAUUCAAAGAUGACUCAAUUAGGAUUAUGAGGGCAAUUGCGUCUACCAAUCCUCAGUGCCAGGUUCUUCUAUUUUCCGCGACUUUUGAUGACAUUGUGAGGGAUUUUGUGUCGAAGAUCGUGAAAGACACUUUCAGAGGAGACUAUAACAAGAUGUUUGUAAAAAAAGAAGAAUUGUCGUUGGAGUCUGUGAAACAGUACAAGGUCAGGUGUCCGGAUGAGCCUUCAAAGAUUCUGGUCAUAAAAGAUAAACUGCUCGAGUUGGGGCAGAAAGUUGGGCAGACAAUAAUAUUUGUUCGCACGAGAAAUAGCACAAAAAUGUUGCAUAAAGCCCUUACGGAAUUUGGUUAUGAGGUGACUGCAAUUCAGGGUGCUCUUAAUCAAGAAGAUAGAGACAGGAUAGUGAAGGAAUUUAAAGAUGGGUUAACUCAUGUACUCAUAGCAACUGAUGUUCUUGCCCGGGGGUUUGACCAGUCCCAAGUCAAUUUGGUUGUCAAUUUCGAUCUUCCUAUAAAUCAUGAGAACCAAACAGAGCCAGACUGUGAGGUAUACUUGCAUCGUGUUGGUAGGGCUGGGCGUUUUGGCCGCAAGGGUGCUGUUUUCAACUUGCUAUGUGGGGAAAGAGAUUCCAUGAUAAUGGACAAAAUUGAGAAACACUUUAAUACUUCAGUACCGGAGAUAUCGUCUUGGACAAGUGAUCAAGGCUUUCAAGAAGCCCUGAAAAAAGCAGGAUUGUUGGAUGGAUGAUGAUCAUCAUCAUCAUAAGGUCUUUCUGUUACAUAAUUUCCUUUCCGUUAUUUUGGAAUUUGAAUUUGGCGUUCGAGAAGAAGAUGGAUGUGGGUCGCAAACAGAUUGCCUUGAUUUUCAAAAGACUAGUAUAUUAAUAUUAUUGUGAUUCAACUGGGAUUAUAUUUGCUUGUAUUUGUUUGAAAUCAAAUAUUUUGAUAGUCCCACAAUUUACUUCAACAAGAACAUUGAAGACAGUUUAUUUUU
This is a messenger RNA of Impatiens glandulifera, 2048 nucleotides long. RefSeq names its product DEAD-box ATP-dependent RNA helicase 38-like. Gene Ontology annotation, biological process: poly(A)+ mRNA export from nucleus. Lineage: Eukaryota; Viridiplantae; Streptophyta; Magnoliopsida; Ericales; Balsaminaceae. The transcript is spliced from 9 exons. The record is from RefSeq and is a predicted model, not a curated record. Gene Ontology annotation, molecular function: RNA binding; RNA helicase activity; ATP binding. Bases 273 to 1802 code for a protein of 509 amino acids. Gene Ontology annotation, cellular component: cytoplasmic stress granule; nucleus.